Anopheles aquasalis is the source of this 752-nucleotide messenger RNA. RefSeq names its product apolipoprotein D. Gene Ontology annotation, biological process: response to reactive oxygen species; lipid metabolic process. The record is from RefSeq and is a predicted model, not a curated record. Gene Ontology annotation, molecular function: pigment binding. Gene Ontology annotation, cellular component: cytoplasm. NCBI's taxonomy places the organism in Eukaryota, Metazoa, Arthropoda, Insecta, Diptera, Culicidae.
UCGAAGUCGAAGCAACCCACGGCAAUCAUCAUGAAGCAACAGCAGCAGCUAGCAAUCAUCGCCCUCCUGGUAGCAUCGUUGGCUAUCGGUUCAACCUCAGCAGGCGCCAUCUUCGAUCGGCCCUGCCCAACGAACAUCGAUGCGAAGCUGGGCUUCAAUGUCGAUGCGUACCUGGGCAAAUGGUACGAGCUGCAGCGGUACGAGAGUGAGUUCGAGCUAAACUACGACUGCAUCCAAGUGCGCUACGGCCUGAACGAUGAUGGUUCGGUGUCGGUGUCCAACUCGGGCUACAAUCUGUUCAACAGCUCGACCACCAAUGCGCUGGGACGUGCGGUUCUUUCCUUCCCGGACGAAGAGAUCCUACAGGGAAAAUUGAACGUGUCCUUCUUCGGUGCCCCGAACGAUCGGUCCAACUACUGGGUGCUGGAUACCGAUUACGAUACCUACUCGCUGGUCUGGUCCUGUCAGCCACUGGAGGAUGAGCGCUCGGAGGAAAGCUUCUGGCUGAUGUCGCGCACACCGACGCUCACCACCGAUCCGGACGAUUUGUUCCGCAUUCACAGUGUUAUCCGGCGGUACAUUGACCGGCGCCAGAUUCGCUUCACCCGGCAGCUUGACAGUCGCUGUCCAGAGUUUUAGACACGGGGGAGCAGCUUGAUUUGAUAAUAAACAUACACUAAUUUAUUAAUGAAACCUGAUUACAAAGCGAUCGCCAUUCGAUCGUGUGUUUGUUUUUGGUUGCGAGUUGGCAU